This is a messenger RNA of Stereum hirsutum FP-91666 SS1, 4469 nucleotides long. RefSeq lists its product as uncharacterized. The transcript is spliced from 7 exons. The coding region runs from base 75 to 4304 and encodes 1409 amino acids. Lineage: Eukaryota; Fungi; Basidiomycota; Agaricomycetes; Russulales; Stereaceae. Gene Ontology annotation, cellular component: nucleus. Gene Ontology annotation, biological process: negative regulation of apoptotic process. The record is from RefSeq and is a predicted model, not a curated record. Gene Ontology annotation, molecular function: cysteine-type endopeptidase inhibitor activity; ubiquitin conjugating enzyme activity.
CUGGCACCAAUAUUCUGAACAGCGUCAUUCUUUCGGACCUCUAUUGCUAAUAUAUUGCGCCUAUAUAUUGUGAUAUGUCUCCUAGGAAACGUACAAGGUCGUCUGUCGCUCAGGAGCUGGCGCUAGACGAGGGUGUUGGUGGUUCGAGUGGAAGUGGCCCGGCCAAGCCAGCGAAGAUACCUCGUCAUGGUCCUGCCAAUAAUCCUAUCGUCAUCUCGGACGACGACGACGAUCUCCAAGAGAUUCUCGCCCAGAUCAAGGCGCAAGAUGAUAGCGAGGCUUUGGCAAAGUCGCUGCAGAAAGAAUUGGAUCAGGACGCCGGUUUUUCAUCUCAUGGUGCACAUGUCGAAGAGUCUACGGACGUGAUCAUGGUCGAUUCGGAUUCAGAGGAUGCUGAGGUGGAGGAAGUAGUGACGACAAAGGUCAAGGCCAAUAGUAGUGGAAAAGAUAAAGGAAAGGGGAAGGCAGUCGCUCGUACUAAUGGAGCUGCCAGUUCACGAUCGCCACAGAAACAAGCUAAACAAGCAAUAACUGUUAAGCCAGGCGAGGAACCCCCCGAUGAAAGAGUCAUCCCCUUCCGUGAGCUCUUCACGAGCAGCAGACAUUGCUCCAAAUGUAACCAGGAGCUUGAGUCCCCUCGCGGUGAUGUCAUAUUUUCGACCAAUGUACCCCCUCCUAGUCUGACGAACCUUCUCCAUCUUCUCUGCCGUACCUGCAAAAUCAAUCACUGCCGCGGCUGCCUCACAGCACUCCCAUGUCCUCCCUCCUGCAAGGGUCAGUCCAAGAACACGCAAUGUGGCGCUGGCACCUGCUGUGCAGAAAUUCGCGCAAUAGCGAUCUUCGAGGCUUUAGGCGGCUUCGACAGUCUCUAUAUCGGCGAGAAGACACGCGCGAACGAGCGCAUAAAGGAGGCUCAAGCGUCUCGCUCUUCCGGAAAGACUACGAGCAGAUCCGUUGGCCCGGGAGGAACGGGUUACGGCGCGGACGAUGCUGAUUAUGACGAUUAUGGUUUUGGCGGCUGGGGAGCGUGGAGUGAUGAAGAUAUGGACGAAGCUAAGGAGGUGGAUAGUGAACUGAUUUAUUACUCGCCGUUUGGGGGUCGAGGUCGUGGGCGUGGAAGGGGAAGGGGACGGGGAGCGGGAGGAUUGGUUAUGUCUGCGAGAGGGAGAGGCGGUCAUCGAGGCAAAGGUAAAGGUCGUGCUCCAGACCCUUCAGCUGCCAAACUUGCCCAAGACGCAGCCCAUUUCGACGAACUCCUCGUUCGUGCGCUCAAGACUAUCACUUCCUUCCUUCCCUCACCUUCUUCUUGCGAGGCCCAGACCUUCGAUCUUCUCCCACACGACUCUCUUCUUCCACUUCUCUCAACCUCCCAGCUACCAGAGUUGCUCGGGAGCCUGUUACGGAAUGACUCGGUGACUGAGUGGACAGUGAGAAGCGAGGUGUAUUAUGCUAUGCUAGAGAUGUUGCGGAGGUUGGCGGAUUGCGAGGUGACCUUUCCGGUGCUUAUUGAUCGGCAGUGGGCGAAGAAGGAGUCCUGUGGACUCGAGGCAUGGAUGUGGAACGAAGGCGAGAUCGUAUGGGAGACGACAACUACCACUACGACGACGGCGAAUGGGCAACAACAUCAACACCAGCAAACAGUUUAUAGCCGCUCCUUACCGCUCUAUACGCAUUUCAAGAAGCUAACGCGACAGUGCGAAGCGUUCAUGGCUGGCGCGGCGAGGCUCAUGGAAGGGCCAGAGGGUAAACCGGAUGCGGAAUUCGAGCAGACGAUGACACUGUGUGGGGAUAUUAUCGCGACGAAGGAUGAUAUCGAGAGAGCCAUGAAGGUGGUUGGGAGACACCCGGAUACCUUCGAUAUGGACGUUGAGCCUCCUGCUCAUUCGUCUGUAUCACAAACAAUCGGUACAUCGGAGGAUCCACACCACACGAAAGGACCCGUCACCCGGAGUCAAGCCAAGGGAAAGGCCAAGGCCGCACCUCCACCCGAACCCGAACUCGUAUGCGUCGACGAACGACUCUACACCCGUGAAUGCGAGCGUCUAGCCUUCCAAUAUGUGACCCUAGGCGAGGAGAGCAAGACUUCAGCCAAUGCCUCCACCAAUGGGAACGGCAAGGCCGUCGCUGUGGGUGGCGACGGUGCUGGGCUCGUGUAUAAGACGUUCAAUUAUGCUUCAAAGUUGAAGCAGACGGAGAGCAAGACGAGGAUUCCAAAGGAUAGGCUGCAUCUCGUUAAGGAACUCGCGGUAAUGGCGACUUCCCUGCCUCCGGGUGUGUGGGUACGAGUGGAUGAAGUUCGGAACGAUGCUAUUAAGAUCCUGAUAGCAGGGCCAGUGGGUACACCCUACGAAGGCGGCCUGUUUGAGUUCGACUGCUGGAUGCCAAUCGAAUACCCGAACGUCCCGCCACUGAUGCAUCUUCGCACGACGGGUAACGGAAGCGUGCGAUUCAAUCCUAACCUCUACAAUAACGGCAAAGUAUGCUUAUCGUUACUUGGAACGUGGCCAGGACGACCAGAAGAACAGUGGUCGAGAAAGUCCACGCUUUUACAGGUGCUCGUGAGCAUUCAGAGCAUGAUUCUCGUCGACUUGCCGUAUUUCAAUGAGCCAGGAUAUGGUCAAGCGAAGGCAGAGGCGCCUCCAAGCGUGAAAUACAAUGAGGGGAUCCGGCUCGCAACGGUUCGUUGGGCCAUCGUGGAGUGGUUGAAAGACGAGCAUUUGAAUGGGACUUGGGGGGAUGUCAUCGCGUCGCAUUUCUCCAUCCGUGGCGCCGCGAUUCGACAGACGAUCGAACUCUGGUCCAAAACACAGCCGUCCAUCCGGGCUUUCCCCUCCAAUCCACACAACCACCGCAACCGCGGCCUGGGUCAGGAACAUCCCAUUUUCCUCAAUGCCCCGGCAGCCGAGUUUCCUCCUCACCAUCAUCCUGGCGUCGACUUUUCUGACGACUCUGAUUACGCCUAUGAUGACUAUGGGGAUGAUGGGGGUUGGGAUGUGUACGGGGAGGGCAGCGAUGAGGAUGUGGAAGGCAACGAUGACAAGGUGACGACUUGGGAUCCGGAGAUGUGGCCAUUAUUUCCGGGUCAACACAAUCCGACCAAGGUCAAUAAAUUGGCGAAGACCAAUAAGGUUCAGGAUGAAGACAAGGACAAGGACGCAGGCAAAGAUACUACGGAGGAGUCUUCCCAGUCCAACGCCGAUGCCGGUGGUAGCGGUGGUGGUGAUGGAAAGACGAAGGCAAACGCAAAGCCUAAGGCCACGAAGGCGAAGGCCAAACCGAAAGGCAAACCAUCAGCGAAGCUUGUAGCCAUGUCUAAGCCCUUAGUCAUGUCGAAGCCUUACCUUCUCGGCCCCACCCAUGGCGGUUUCACGCUUACACCCGUAAUCCCAUCCCCAUCCUCAUCCACAACCACAUCCGCACCCAACCCUCCCAACUCCGACUCAUAUCCACCACAACAUCCUCAACCGUCUGCCCAUCCCCAUCCCCAUCCCCAUCCCCACCCCCAGUCCUAUCACUAUGAUUAUGCUAAAGCAAAAGCACAAGCAUAUAUGCAAGCACUCAAGGCCAAGAAAAGCCAAGCAUCCUCUUCACCUUCGUCAUCUAGUGCAGGAGGACACCCACCCCCAUGGACAACUGUAGCUGCCCCAGAACCACUUCCUGGCCCUGGUUCUCUCCUCGAGCUCCCUGGUCCGACGUAUUCUUGGGCUCCUCCGCCUUCUUGGAAUAAUACUCCACCUACGGGCGCCCUACCUUCUUAUCAUCAUCCUCAUCACAUGCAACACCAUAAACAUCCCCAACCGUCCUCGACAUCAUCUACCGCUGCUACCCCCGGGACCGGAUCUUCCGCUACACCCACGACCACAACCGUGUCUUCAGGCGGCGGCAGCGGUGGUGGGGUUGGUGGUGAUAAUGGUACUUCAGGUCCCAACAGCACCGACAUCGCCCACAAAUUAAACCCACUGAUGAGCUACAUCUCAUCUGGAUACAGCUCUCACUCGUGGAAGAAACCGACCGCCCACGAGCUAAGCGCCGCGAAGUCUGUCGGACACGAGUUUGUGACUUACGGUAGUCCAGUUGGUGUCGUUGGUUCUAGUGCUGGUCCUAGUACGAGUGGAGCGGGAUCGGGAUCGGGGACCAAGACCGGGCAGGGGACCGUGGUCGAGAUGGAUCUGUUGGAUGAGUUUGACAAGGGCAUGGAGAGGGUGAAGGCUUGGACAGAUGCGAAGGUCAAGGAGAAAAAGGAUGCUGAUGCUGGUGCUAAUGGCAUGGAGAUUGGCGGUGAGACCAAGGCAGAUGGAUUAUAAUAUCAUUGAGUAAUCGCGACGGGGAUUCUUGUCAGCCUCGGGGUACUUACAUAGGGGAAUGGAGGGAACGGGCAUAUUUAACUGGCAUCUGAUUGGACGAAGAAGACGGUGCCCGUGGCUUUUUUGUAUCAAUAUUUUCAUUAGGAUUAUCACGGUAUACAUUGG